GGGCAAACGCAUCCGCGCACGCGCCAGUCGCAAUGCGUGUGCCGGCCGGUCCCGCGGCGUGCGCCGUACUUCUCCUCUUUUAUGUUUCCCUGGUACUUACAAGUCAUGAUGAGACGGGAUACUAUGUGGAGGAGCCGUUCCAUGAUGACGUUCUUGACGUAGCUGAGCACUCCGAGUGCCCGACGGACAAGCUGCUGCGCGCGCGACAGAUGUGUCACGUUAAUGGUGUGGACAUACAGUGCAUCAAACUACAGUGUUGCGAGACUCAUUCUUUGGUAGCUGGACGAUGCAUACCAAAGUCUAUGGAUCCUUGUAGCUUGAAUAUGUGCGAGCAAGCGUGCGACGUUCUCGGGGAAGCCAUGCGGUGCUCCUGUUACCAGGGCUACAAGUUCAAUCCUGACAAUUACAGGAGACGAACCCAGCCGUACUGUGUUGACGUGGAUGAAUGUUCGUCAAAUAAUGGCGGAUGUGAUCACCACUGCGUCAACGAUCCUGGUGGCUACCGCUGUGCCUGUGAUGAUCCCCUAGUACUCGCUGCGGACGGGAGACGAUGCGAGCGACCUACCCCCAUGCCUUUCCCGGCUCCCCUCCCUCUAAUCAGAUCGUCCUCCCGCUGCUACGCGAGCUGCGACACAGUAGCCUGGCUGACGAAGACAGUGCGAACGCUGACUGAGCAACUGAGAGCAACGCAGGCGCAGCUCAAAAAGAUUAGCGACAGCGUCGUUAUAAGCGAAGAAGAUGGUAGCUACUCGUACAAGGUGUUAGACUCCGUGGCGCCGAUGGAAGGCGGCUACUGUCGGUGCGAGCGAGGACCACGGGGUCCGGCCGGACCACCAGGAGCAGAGGGGCCCAAAGGAUCCAUGGGGCCGCGGGGCCCUCGUGGCGCCAGAGGUCCGGAAGGUUCCCUGGACUUGAUGUUACUACUAUUAGCUGACAUGCGACACGAUAUCAACAACUUAGAGCAGAGGGUCUACAAGAGUGGCGAACAACCGGAACGGUUCAACCUGCAAAAGGCGUGGAACUACCAGCGAAGGCAAGAGAGAUUGGAAUCCGAGCGAAACACAGAACAAGUGUUGGAGGCAUUCACCGCGCCACCUGAAAUAGCUGCUGAAUUUACAGAAGACCACGUACAAAUAUCAUCUAAUGGAGAAACUGGCACGAUACCCCACGAAAGCACCACAGAUUGGUCCCAACUGAAAGGCGACCUGGAUUCCAUAGACAUACCACGACUAGAAGACCUAAAACUCAUAGACGAGAAACUACGACAGUUCUACAUAUUAGCUAAUUCCACUAGGCUGGGAGAAGAGAUUGAAGAUUUAGAUGACUCUGAGUACAAUAAUUACUAGGAAUACAUAAACGCAAAAAUAACUAAUUUUAUUUCAAAACUUUCCUGCACAUACAUAUUUUUUAAUUAAUUUUAUGUAAUGUUUUGAGUCCUGUUUGCAAAUAAUAGAACAAAUCGAAGUACAAGGAAUAAUCAGAAUCAUGAAGAAUCAUUUCGAUUCUCUUUACUACUCGUAUUUUUGGAUCAAUUUUAUGCAUUCUAUCCACUGACCUUUUGAAAGUUAAGAAAAAGAACAGGAAAAUGCACAAACUAAAGAUUUUUUCACAAUUUACACGAAAUUAAACAAUGACGCUUCCAGACAACAUGGCGGCCAUUUGCAUCUAAUGCCAUUUUUAGUACCAUUCAGCCUCAA
This is a messenger RNA of Plodia interpunctella (Indianmeal moth), 1697 nucleotides long. RefSeq names its product collagen and calcium-binding EGF domain-containing protein 1-like. NCBI's taxonomy places the organism in Eukaryota, Metazoa, Arthropoda, Insecta, Lepidoptera, Pyralidae. Bases 33 to 1346 code for a protein of 437 amino acids. The transcript is spliced from 9 exons. The record is from RefSeq and is a predicted model, not a curated record. Gene Ontology annotation, molecular function: calcium ion binding.